GGCAUGCACGGCGCGCCGCGGAGCUGACGGCGGCCGCUGGCCCCAUGUCCUUCGCGAUGCUGCGCUCGGCACCGCCCGGCCGCUACCUGUACCCCGAGGUGAGCCCGCUGUCGGAGGACGAGGACCGCGGCAGCGAGAGUUCGGGCUCCGACGAGAAGCCCUGCCGCGUGCACGCGGCGCGCUGUGGCCUCCAGGGCGCCCGGAGACGGGCCGGAGGCCGGCGGGCGGGGGGCGGCGGCCCGGGGCCUGGGGGGCGGCCGGGCCGCGAGCCCCGACAGCGGCACACGGCGAACGCGCGCGAGCGGGACCGGACGAACAGCGUGAACACGGCCUUCACGGCGCUGCGCACGCUCAUCCCCACCGAGCCGGCCGACCGCAAGCUCUCCAAGAUCGAGACCCUGCGCCUGGCCUCCAGCUACAUCUCGCACCUGGGCAACGUGUUGCUGGUGGGUGAGGCCUGCGGCGACGGGCAACCCUGCCACUCGGGGCCCGCCUUCUUCCACGCGGCGCGCUCUGGCAGCCCUCCACCCCCGCCGCCCCCGCCCCCCGCCCGCGACGGCGAGAACGCCCAGCCCAAACAGAUCUGCACCUUCUGCCUCAGCAACCAAAGAAAGUUGAGCAAGGACCGAGACAGAAAGACGGCGAUUCGGAGUUAG
Lipotes vexillifer (Yangtze River dolphin) is the source of this 656-nucleotide messenger RNA. It is a transcript of the gene SCX, whose product is annotated as scleraxis bHLH transcription factor. The record is from RefSeq and is a predicted model, not a curated record. The coding region runs from base 45 to 656 and encodes 203 amino acids. Gene Ontology annotation, biological process: developmental process; regulation of transcription by RNA polymerase II. Gene Ontology annotation, molecular function: RNA polymerase II transcription regulatory region sequence-specific DNA binding; protein dimerization activity; DNA-binding transcription factor activity, RNA polymerase II-specific. Lineage: Eukaryota; Metazoa; Chordata; Mammalia; Artiodactyla; Lipotidae. The transcript has 2 exons.